AUGCCUCUCUGGAUCAUCUACCACCCCCCCAACACCUUCACCUCGCUCCCCGAUAAAACCGCCCUCGCAAACGAAAUCACAAAACUCUACACCAUCGUCGGCCUCCCUAGAUUCUACGUAAACGUCCUCUUCCAGCCCAUUCAACCCGAGUCUUUCUUUAUCGGCGGCGUACCCCGUCCCUCACCCAACAGCGAAGCAAACAAGCCCGGCCGCGAUAGCUCAGUGUCUAUGAUACGGAUCAAGAUGGAACAUCUUGCAAGGCAAUUGUACUUACAUCCCUAUGUUCAUCUCUCAUGGAAGUAUGUGCUGACGCAUGAGAACAGUACUUCACUCGAGCACAAACACCGCUUUAUGGAUGCUGUGGACAAGGCGUUGAAGCCGUUUAUUGCGGAUAAAGGCUACGAUUGGGAGUAUAGUUGUGAAGAUGUAGACAGGGAUUUGUGGAAGGUGAAUGGAAUGGUGCCGCCGAUGCCGGGGACGGAUGCGGAGAAGGAGUGGGCGGAGAAGAAUGUUGCUGUGCCGUUUAGCGCGGAGAAGGGGGGGUUGGCGGGGAAGUUGUAG
This is a messenger RNA of Alternaria ethzedia, 561 nucleotides long. RefSeq lists its product as uncharacterized. Lineage: Eukaryota; Fungi; Ascomycota; Dothideomycetes; Pleosporales; Pleosporaceae. The record is from RefSeq and is a predicted model, not a curated record. Bases 1 to 561 code for a protein of 186 amino acids. The transcript has a single exon.